Cucumis melo (muskmelon) is the source of this 1224-nucleotide messenger RNA. RefSeq lists its product as uncharacterized. NCBI's taxonomy places the organism in Eukaryota, Viridiplantae, Streptophyta, Magnoliopsida, Cucurbitales, Cucurbitaceae. The transcript is spliced from 5 exons. The record is from RefSeq and is a predicted model, not a curated record. Bases 1 to 1224 code for a protein of 407 amino acids.
AUGGUGAACACUCGUAAGGGAACUUAUGCUGGCAAGUCCUCUGAAGAAGUUCAUGAAGUUUCAAGCCCAAAAGGAGCCAUGCAUGGUGUAAGAAUGUGUAGCCGUCGGUUCAAAAGUACUCCCCCACGAAGGCCCUAUCGUCUUCCUUCAGAAAAAUCACAGGAUGAUACUUCCAAAAGUUCUCAUAAGCUAGUGCAAGAAGAAGUUGGCUCUGAUGUGUUGCUACAGCUAGGCCAAGCGCCUUCUAAAGUUCAACCUGGGCCAUUUGUGCGUUUCCUCCCUUCUCCGUCACUUCCCGUUGCAUCUGAUGAUGUCCAUGCAUCUAUUCCUAAUGAUGUUCCUGGUGAUGUUUCUGUUGCACGUGAAGAGCAACCCGAUGCUCUAAGUGAUGAGAACGAGGUAGAUCCUUCAAACCCUGAAGUGUGCACUGAUAAAGUUCCCACAAAUGCUGAUGAUACUCCUACUAUUCCACCUUGUUCUUUUAAGGAGGAGAAUGUUCAGCGUUGGAAAUUUGUGGUUCAGCGACGAUUGGCUAAUGAGGUAAAUGUUUCUGACAAACAUCAAUCCUACAUGAGUAUCAUAGACCUCAUUGGCAGAACAGGUUUAGCAAAAACUAUUUCGAAUGCUGGUCCAUUUUAUCCUCAUCUUAUUAGGGAGUUUAUAGUCAACUUACCUGAUGAAUUUAAUGAUCCAAGUAGCCCAGAUUAUCAUACGGUUCAUGUUAGGGGAUUCAAAUUUGUAGUUUUUCCUGUUGUGAUUAACGGGUUUCUAGGUAAUGUUGUUGAUAUUGACUAUUCUCCAUCGUCUCCUUCUAGUAAUGUUCUGGCUUCUAUUGAUAUUGCUAAUUGGUUCCCUUCCUCUCAUGCCUCCAGUGUAUCUGCAGCCCUGGCAACUUUUCUGUAUCAAAUUUGUAAUGACAAUAAAGUGGAUACAAGUGCUUUUAUAUAUAAUCAGCUGUUAAGGCAUGUUGGAUCGUUUGGGGGCAGUCAUGUGCCUGAUAUUGAUCAAGAUGUGCAUCUGUCUCGUGGGCCACGCGUCUUCGUUACAAGUGAUUGGGCUGAGUCUGCUGAAGGUUUCUUUGUUGAUGGGGAGUUGACUUCUCGUAUUGUUAAUUCACUUGCUGUUGAAUCUCAAGCCUUGUCCACUUUUAUCAAUCUAUUGUUCGGACGUCGUUUAGAGGUGGAUGCUCUCAUUUGUCAAGGCUUUUGCCCCAUCUACCAGUAG